AUCGCCUGCUCGUCGUCGUCGUCGAUGCCGCCAGAGGUGAGCAAGGGCAGCACGCGGCGCGCGCACCGCAAGGACGCGCUCGACGGGCACCAGGUGCGCGAGAUCGAGCUGCGGCGGAGCAGGGGCGAAAUCUCGUGUGCCGAGUGUCGGAGGCUCAAGAUCAAGUGUGACAAGACCGUGCCGUGCAAGUCCUGUCGGAGACGGGGCUGCGAGUCGCUCUGCCCGAACGAUAGCCUCACCACUGGCCAAGGCACCCGAUCCGUGCUAGCCGCCACCGAACACCUCUACGACCAGAUAGGUGCACUCACAAAGCGCGUGCGGCAGCUCGAGGAUGCCCUUGCCACCGUCCAGGCGCAGCUCUCGCCCGAGCCUCACCCGCUGUUGCGGGGAGACACUACCGACGCCUCUCGCUCGACGUCGGAAAGUCUGCCCGCGAGCAUCGAGGACGACGCGGAGACGCCGCUGCCCGACCAGUCCGGGUAUGACUACUUUGGAACUCUGACAGUGUCCGAGAACGGCGUCUCGCGAUUCUUUGGACCCACCGGUGGCCUAGAGACGCUACUACGGGGCGACGAGUCUCCGGUCCCGACGGGCUCGAGCGCGGACACGAGCGAAUUCGAGCUCGAGCUCGACACCCCCUCCCUCCCCACCGCCAUCACCGACUUUGCCCGCUCCUUCCCCUUCCACCUCGGCGGCCCGCUCUCCUCCGUGCAGAAGCUCGUCGAGGCGCAGCUCCCGCCGUACGACCGCGCGCUCGCGCUCUGCACCGCAUUCAGCGAGCGCGCGACGUGGGUGUACCGCUGCCUCUCCAAAUCUCAGCUCCUCGACGACCUCCUGCCCUCCAUCUACGCCCUCGCCCCGCCUAGCGCCGACGACAACGACGGCGACACGGGCCCGCACGCCCUCGCGCUGCUCUUCACCGUCCUCGCGAUCGGCGCGCUCAUGGAGUCCCCGCUUGGGCGCGCCCCCGCCGAACGCUUCUUCCAGGUCGCGCGCUGCGCCAUCUGCCUGCGCUCCGCGCUCGACAACCCGGGCAUCGCGACGGUGCAGGCCCUCGACCUCAUGAGCGCGUACAACUCGAUGCGCGGCGACGACGUCGUCGACCGCGCGUCGCGCAUGGAGACGACCUGGAGCCUCGUCACGCUCGCCGCGCAUCUAUCUCAUACGUUGGGUCUUCAUCGCGAGAGCGCGCGCUGGGGCCUGCCGCAGAAGAUCGUCGAGCGCAGGCGCCGCGCGUUCUGGGACAUCUUUACCUUUGACGCGUGGCAGAGCCUAGCCACCGGCCGCCCCACGGCGUGCACCAUCUCUACCGUGGACUGCCUGCUCCCCGAAUCCGACGACCCCGCCAUCACAGCAGGGGAGAAGUGGAUGUUCCAGUUCUCCGCGUGCUGCGUCGCCGCGGUCGCCGCGCAGGCGGCGAUCCCCGCGGCGCCGCCGUACACGCGCAUCCUCGAGCUCGAGGGCAAGAUCACGGGCUUCCCGGCGCCGCCCGCGUACGAGCCCGCGCCGCACGCGCCCGCGGCCGACCUCAAGCGCGCGAUGCUCGCCUUUGUGCUCGCGCACUCCCGCGAAACCAUCCUGCUGUACCUGCACCGCAGCUACUUCAUCCAGGCGAUCAUGGACCACCCGGCGAACCCGCUGCGGAGCGAGUACGCGCCCAGCUUUUUGACGGCGUACAAGUCCGCGUCGACGAUCCUCAAGGUCACGCGCGAGCACUUUGCGAAGAACCCGGACGUGACCGCGCCCGUGUGGUACGUGUGGUCGUUUGCGUUCUCUGCUGCUAUCCUGUUCGGGGCGGUGGUGACCAAGGGCCCGCGGUCGGCGCUCGCGCCGUCGGCGAUGGAGGAGCUCGAGCAGGCGUUCGUGCUGUUCACAAAGGCGGCGCCGCUCAACCGACGAGCGGCAGAAGCCCUGCCCAUCAUCAUCCGCCUCAAGAAGAAAGCGCGCGACGCGCUCAGCGCAGCCGACAGCCGCCUCAACGGGGCGCCCGGGAAUCAUGCACCCGCAGACAGCCCGGAGGAAGACGAGCUCUCGAUAUUCGCGGGCAAGGCCAAGCUCGUCUCGCGCCGGCGCUCGGGCUCGCUCGCGGGAGAGAAAACGGACCGCGCGUCGAAGAGCGCCACGCCCGCCCCGGUCGCGUCCAGCUCUACAAGUACCAGCCCCGCAGCCGGGUUCGCGCCGCAGCCGCAGCAACGCGAGGAGACGGCGCCUGCGGGCCCGGAUUGGUCGUAUAACUACUACGACGCGUACGAUGGGCACUAUGUGCCGCCCCCGCAGCCCCCGGGGUUCGCCCAGGACGCGUUGCGCCAGCAUCCCCAGGCGAGCGGAUACGCGUGGCCGGCCCCGAAUGCGUACCCGCAGUUUGGGCAGGAGCACAUGAACGUGGAUACUAUGCACUUCCAGCAGCCGCAGGUGUAUCAGCAACAUCCUUCGUACCAGGCGUCGAUGGACGUGUAUACCCAACCGUUCGGGCACCCGCCAGAUUUCCCACCAGGGAUGGAACAUAUCGUUGGCACAAGUGGUGAUACGAGGAUGGAUCAGCGGUGGACGAGCUUUGUGCGGGACUCGGGGUUGGGCGACGAUGCCAGUUUUAUCUGAGAUAUGAUCUUACUUCUGUUUCUGCAAGCUCUAUGGCUGGGUAUUCACUAUAGCAUGUAUAAUUGUGCGAUCGUGUUUGCAGAGAUGUACGGAUUUAUGACACAUGACCUACGGGGGCCUGGCCGUCGACCAAAAUCGAACUCGAAAUUGGCGAUGAAUCAGCAUCAUCCUUCG
This is a messenger RNA of Gloeophyllum trabeum ATCC 11539, 2772 nucleotides long. RefSeq lists its product as uncharacterized. Gene Ontology annotation, molecular function: zinc ion binding; DNA binding; DNA-binding transcription factor activity, RNA polymerase II-specific. Gene Ontology annotation, biological process: regulation of DNA-templated transcription; DNA-templated transcription. The coding region runs from base 25 to 2598 and encodes 857 amino acids. Lineage: Eukaryota; Fungi; Basidiomycota; Agaricomycetes; Gloeophyllales; Gloeophyllaceae. The record is from RefSeq and is a predicted model, not a curated record. The transcript is spliced from 14 exons.